CUCCCGAAUAGGAGCAACUACCUCUGAGACGACCAGUUCCGGAGAGACGAUUGAAUUGCUCACCUGUUCAGCUGGUACUCGCGAAUGGCGACACCUCGUCGUGGCAGCGGCGCGCUUUCCCAGGGGGCUGGGGGAGCUUCCCUCGGCGGCGACAAGCGGGGCGUUCAUGCUCCGUCCGCCCCGUCGUUCGCGCCGGUCACUCCAGGCGCAGAAGAAGUUUCGGCGAAGCACCGCUCGCGCUUGACUGACUGCUCUCCUCGGCCCGCCGAUGCCGCAUCAGCCGUGCGGACACUGGCUGCGCGCGCGCACGCGGACGAGGACGAGGAUGGGGGCAAAACUCGCGCAUAUGAGGAGGCGCAAGCGGAGAGGUCAAAUUCCGCGCUGGGAGCUCCGGAGAGGCGGGGAACCCGCGCAGAGAGGGAGGCGGAGGAGCGGAUGCGCGGGCAACUGGCGGAUGCGCGGAAGAUGGUCCGCGCGCUGGUGGGGGAACUGGCGGCGAGAGACGUCGAGGGGAAUGAUGACGUGGCAUCGGGGGAUGAUGACGAGGAUGAGGAUGAGGAUAACAGCGAACGAGGAGCGGAAUUCGACCUGACCAAGGCGCUGCGACAGGAGCGGCGGGUGGUGCGGCUGAAGCAGCAGCUGGCGCGGACCAGGGCGGAGAGAGACUCGUUAAAGGCGGAGGCGCGGAUGCAGAGAUCGGAAAGGGAGGGGCGGGAGGAGGAAGCGCGCUUGGAGGGGGCAGCCGCACGUGAUGCUGGGCUGCAUGCCGACGCUGCUGGGCUAGGGGCCGAAGCUAAGAGGCUUGAUGCCGAGGCUGCACGGCAGGAAUGUCUGGAGGCUCGGGAAGCUCGUGAGGCUGAGGGCCGGAGCGUGAAUGUUGUAUUGAGGCAGCUGGUAUCGAGGAUGAAGGGAGCGGAGGAGGAAGAGGUGGUGCGGUACAGGGAGAGGGCCAAGGGGCUGGAGAGGGCGGUGCGGGAGGUGAAGGGCGAGAUGGCCCGCCAGGCAGCCGUGGCCACGGCUGUGUAUGUCCGCCACAUUGCAGCGCUGCAGGAGGGCAUGCCUGCUGCUGCUGCCAUCACUGCUGCUGCCCCUGCUGCUGCUGCCGCCCCUGCAGUUUCUGCUGCUCCUGCUGCCCGUGCACGUCCCUCCCAGUCCAGCAGCAGCGAGGGGUCGGAGCAAGGGGGUGGAUGAGUCUUGUGCUAUCAGUCUGUGCUGAACUGCAGGGACUUGCGCAUACUUAUUAUGACUGAUUGGCCGAUGGGUGCAGAGAACACCAAAAAAACUGGUA
Molecule: messenger RNA, 1288 nt
Organism: Closterium sp. NIES-67
Lineage: Eukaryota; Viridiplantae; Streptophyta; Zygnematophyceae; Desmidiales; Closteriaceae
Source: the annotation of a GenBank genome assembly